Molecule: messenger RNA, 4976 nt
Organism: Ochlerotatus camptorhynchus
Lineage: Eukaryota; Metazoa; Arthropoda; Insecta; Diptera; Culicidae
Gene: Dys
Product: Dystrophin
Exons: 11
Coding region: 89-2809 (906 amino acids)
Biological process (GO): synaptic signaling
Cellular component (GO): plasma membrane
Molecular function (GO): protein binding; zinc ion binding
Source: RefSeq, a predicted model, not a curated record
CUUGUUUAGCGCACAUUGUAAGGCCCUUGAAGAUUGAGGUGCGAAAGUAACCACCGCUGAAUUUUCAGAGCGCUAUAAGCGUAGAACUAUGCAGCUUAUAUCACCAACCGAAAAGUCAUUAGACUCUGUGAGUGCCAAAGGCAACCAAUCUGAAGGCAGAGACGGUUUGCAUCUAUAUUUGCCACCGAGUUGCCUAUCAUCCUCUACUUGUUCAAGUAACAAUGAUGUAUUCUAUGAGCUGGAUCAUUUGAAUACCGAAUCUGAUUCGGAUAUCGAAUAUAUCAAAGGAGACGUUACGCUAGUGGAUGAUAUCGAUGCUAGUAUCAGCCAGCCCAUUAAUGAGGCACAACAGAUGUUGUUACAAGUUGUUGGAGUUUUACGAACUGAAGAGAAAAUGCGCCAAUUCCAGAAGGUACUGGAAGAUCUGAGCUCCCGUGUUGCAUCAGCUGAAACAUUGACUCAAUCGUGGACUUCACCCAGUACAGCCACUGAUGCCGCAGAUCAACUGCAACAUCUUCAACGUUUAAAAGACAAAAUGACCACCGCUGGGGCACUGUUGGAUGACUGCAAUGAGCAGCAGAGUUUCUUCACGGCGAAUCAUGUUCUUGUUCCUAAUCAAUGUCUAGCCAAAUUAGAAGAUUUGAACACUCGAAUGAAAUUGCUUCAUAUCGCUAUGGAUGAACGGCACAAAAUAUUGGUAGCGAAUGGAGCUAAACAGCCCUUUGCAGCAGAUCCAGAUGGCAACAAAUCAACACAUGGCAUAAGCACCGGUACCAUUGGCCCUAUCCCGAAUUUAGCUACUAGUGUUAAACCGCCAUGGGAAAGAGCAACGACUCCAGCCAAUGUGCCUUACUAUAUCAAUCACGAGAGAGAAAAUACACAUUGGGACCACCCGGAAAUGAUCGAACUAAUGAAAUCAUUAGCUGAUUUGAACGAAGUUCGGUUCUCAGCAUAUAGAACGGCCCUAAAAUUACGUACCGUACAGACAAGAUUAGCUUUCGACCGCCUAGCAAUGAACGUUGCCAUAGAAUCAUUCGAUCGUCAUGGUCUACGGGCACAAAACGACAAAUUAAUAGACAUACCGGAUAUGACGACGGUCUUGCACUCGUUGUAUGUAACAAUUGGAACAAUCGAUAUGUCGUUGAUGCUCGAUUUAGCCAUUAACUGGAUUCUCAACGUGUACGACUCACAGCGAACUGGUCAGAUACGUGUUCUUAGUUUUAAGGUUGGCCUAAUUUUGCUCUGCAAAGGGCACUUAGAGGAAAAAUAUCGUUACUUAUUCCGGUUGAUUGCGGAUCUUGAGAAAAAAGUGGAUCAACGCAAGUUGGGACUGUUAUUGCAUGACUGCAUACAAGUGCCCCGUCAAUUGGGUGAAGUAGCAGCGUUUGGUGGAUCAAAUAUUGAACCAUCUGUGCGAUCAUGUUUUGAGCGAGCCGGUGUUAACCAAAACGGUGAAUUAACGGAGACGGCUGUUGAAGCACAACAUUUUCUGAACUGGUUGCAACACGAACCACAAAGUUUGGUGUGGCUUCCGGUUCUACACCGCUUAGUAGCAGCAGAGACUGCAAAGCAUCAAGCGAAAUGCAACAUUUGUAAGGAGUAUCCAAUUGUUGGAUUUAGAUAUAGAUGUUUGAAAUGCUUCAAUUUCGAUAUGUGUCAAAGAUGUUUCUUUUUGGGACGCAAUGCUAAAAAUCACAAAUUAUCACACCCGAUGCAUGAAUAUUGUACCACGACCACUUCAACCGAAGAUGUCCGUGACUUUACUAGAGCACUUCGCAACAAAUUCAAAAGUAGGAAAUAUUUUAAAAAGCAUCCUCGUGUCGGUUACUUACCAGUACAAAGUGUACUGGAAGGUGAUGCUUUGGAAAGUCCUGCACCUAGUCCGCAACACGGCACACAUACUUUACAAAACGAUAUGCACUCUCGACUUGAAAUGUACGCAUCUAGAUUGGCUCAAGUCGAGUACGGUACUCGAAGUAAUUCGACACCGGAUAGUGAUGACGAACAUCAAUUGAUUGCGCAAUACUGUCAAUCGUUACCCAACAAUGUUGGACCCAAAUCUCCAGUACAAGUUAUGGCUGCUAUGGAUGCAGAACAACGGGAAGAACUAGAAGCCAUGAUCAAAGAUUUAGAAGAAGAAAACGCUUCUUUGCAGGCAGAGUAUGAAAGGUUAAGAUCCAAGCAGACUCCUAUAACUACUCCUGAUGAGACACAAAUGUCGCAAUCUACAGGGUCUGGAGGAAACGAUAUGAUAGCUGAAGCUAAACUAUUGAGGCAGCACAAAGGAAGAUUGGAAGCAAGAAUGCAGAUCCUAGAAGAUCACAAUCGUCAAUUGGAAGCACAGCUACAACGAUUACGGCAAUUACUCGACGAACCCAAUUCAUCCAAAGCUUCUACAUUACAAACAAGAUCGGUUACUGCAUCGCAGCUUAACACAGAGUCACCAGCAAAACUUCAGCAGAAUGGUCAUUACGAUCAAAACUCAAGUAUAGAAAAUGGUGCUUCGAGUAUUGGAACGAUAUCUCCUGCUUACGGUUUAACUGGUCAUUCUGGUAUCGGCACUGGUGGUGGUAUUAGUAACAUUAAUCAGCAUACUAACCAUUUAUCCUUGAGGGGUAUCAACAACGGUGUAACAGAGGACAAUAGUUUCAGUUCUGUUGAUACAAGGCCACCACCACCUCCUCAUACGAGUUUGUUACACAUGGCUGGUGAUUUGAAUAAAGCUGUUGAGGAGUUGGUGAAUGUUAUCACUGAGCAGAAAAUUGAACAACAAAACGGCAAUGGAAUUCAUCAUUUGACUGAUAAAUAAUUUGAGCAAACGAGCUAUUUAUUGUGGCUCAAAGCACAAUUAUCCAAUGCGGUUUGUAAUAUUUACAGCAACUGUCGAGGAGUGUAGUGAAUCGUAGGUAUAUUGCAUAACCAAUAGAAACAUAUUGUUUCUUUGUAACUAAUCUUAUACGAAAACAAUAAUACAUUAAAUAAGCUAAUAAUGGAGCAACAUAUCUAACCCAAACACAAAACGUAGAGAAUUUUUAUGUGAAUACAAAAAAACCCAACAGUUUUAAAUCGAUAUCAUACGAAACAUUUGAUAUACCAUGAGGGUACCAAUUUCUAUUAAUUUUCCCAUAGUCGCUUGCACGGCCAAUGAAAUCAACCCAAAUUUAAGUUCAGUUUACUCAUAAUCGCAAAAGGUGCUGUAACUCAGCGAUGAGUAAAUUUGUGUCAUGUUUUCCUGUGUCAAACUUCUCAAAUCUGCCGGAAAAUGGCGAAAAUUGACGAAAAUUUUACUGAGUCUAGGAGCAGUACCAAUAGACUGAGAGAAUCCAAUCUUUACUUUUGUCGUAUUCGGGAUUUUUUCCUGGAAAAACCUGUAAAAACAUUAAGUAAAUUAACUCGCUGAGUUCCUGCACUUUUUAUGAUGGGUGAGUAAACUUAACUCAAAUUUGCGUUGAUUUCAUUGGUGAUGCACUAGUGUUAAAAACAGUAAACUGUUUUAAAUAAAUACUGUAUAUUUUGUCGAUACUUGCAUUUGCGUUUUUAAAUAGAUGAACUUCGGUUAAAAAUCUUUAUAAUAAAGAGAAAAUAAUGCGUUUAUGUCGUUUUGUUUUUGAGUUUUUUAAGCGGAAAUGAUAACUUACCGCUCCGAAAAAAAUAAUAAUGUUUUGCAAGAAAUUUUGAAUGUUUUGAAGAAAACACACUUAAAUAUUCCUAUUGGUUUUGUCGUGGGAUAUGGUGGAAAAUGGUGAAAUCUAAAUUUGAUGUUGUGAUUUCGCUGAUAAUGAUUACUCAGGUUGGUGUCGUUUUGGCCGUUUUAAGGGUUAAAAUAUCAAAAUUGAGAGCAAACAAAUCUUCCUAUGACAUCACAUUGAAAACUAUUUCUGCUAUCGGUGAAAACAAACUGAAAACUAAAUUUGAUAUCAAUUUUUCCUGUUGAUAACAAAACAAGUCAAGCUGAACAUUGCAUUAGGUUCUAAGUAACAUUGACAGAUUCUCUUCGUCGACUUUCUCUUUGUAUUUCCACAGCCAUAUCAAGCUGAACAUUGCAUUAGGUUCUAAGUAACAUUGAUCGAUUCUCUUCGUCGACUUUCUCUUUCGUUAAUAACUUGAGCACAUAACCGUUUCUUGUUGUGUUUGGCGUAUUAGAUGCUAGAUAAAAGCUUCUUUUAUCGAUCUGUGUGCUGAAAAUACCUGGGAAUGUCUUUACAUGGCCGUGGGGAUACAAAGAGAAAGUCGACGAAGAGAAUCUGUCAAUGUUACUUAGGACCUAAUGCAAAGUUCUUGAUAUAAAGACAUGCCCAGGUAUUUUCAGCACACAGAUCGUUAAAAGAAGCUUUUAUCUAGCACCUAAUACGACAAACACAACAAGUAACGGUUAUGUGCUCAAGUUAUUAACGAAAGAGAAAGUCGACGAAGAGAAUCGAUCAAUAUUACUUAGGACCUAAUGCAAUGUUCAGCUUGAAGUAUUCAAUUUGAUGUUAUGCUAAGGCAAUGAAAACAAACCCGCAACAACAUAUUUUUGAAGAGCAAAUGUACAGCAAAAUGAAAACAAAAUUAGGUAUCAAAUUUGUCCAUUGCGUAAACUGAAAUCAAAUUAUGAUUUCAGUUUCAUGUUGAUAUCAAAAGUUGAUUUCAAUUUGCUGUCAUUUUGAUGCUGGACUUUGCUCGGGUCCCGUGUGUACAAAACUUGCAGUUUUCAACACCAGCAACAUGAGCGAAAAUUAGUACACUGAUGGUAUAUCGAUUCAUUUUAUUUUUGUUGGCUUUUAUGUAGAAAUAACUUCGAUUUUGUACUAUUUUCUAUUGGAUGAUAUAAAUGAACUACAAACAAUCAUUAAACUUUAAAUACUAAAGUCGCUACUAAAAAACAAAAAAAAAAAAUAGCAUUCAUAUCAGCAAAUAAUCAAUACUUAGCAGUGACAGUUAUGCUUGAUGACCUGAUAGAAACCUGUAAAACUGAAACACAUAUCCCGAGGUUA